UCUCUCGUUCAGCGUUUGUCUAUCUCUCUUACGGUGUGUUUAUUGUGCCGCUUUUUCUCUCUGUCGGUCGUUGGCUUCGGUCUCCAAGCUCGGUCUCCAAGUUUCGUGUGCUAAAUACGCCGUCUUAUAUAACAUAAUUUGAAAAAUAAUUGCGUUGCAAUGUGCUAAGAAUUGAAGUCGACAUCUAAACAAUUUGUGUUGAAACGUGAAAACUUUUUGUUAAAAAACCCUUGACUCAAAAGUCAGUCAUGGCCUGUCGCUCGGACAUCGAUUUGGCCACUCUCCAUCAGCAUCGGCUGGAGGAGCGCCUUCACUAUGGCUUCGACUGGUGUGGUGCCCAUGGAAGCAGCCAACGGCAGCAGCAACAACAACGUCUCACCCACUACAAUGAGCAACUGAUCCAUCAUAGCGUCACUCAGCAGCGUCAACGCUUGGCCAAAACUGGUGGCUAUUACAAAAUAGACCAUAAAGAUCCCAGAAGCGAUAAGGAUGAGAUAACCAGCAAGGUUAAGGAGAACAUUGCUAACAAUAAUCAAAGACAAACCCAACAACAGGCUGAGGACGUGUACGAUUUCACGGACACAACGCGUCGCAGUCGCUCUGGCACUUGGCCGCGCACACGUAGCUUAAAUGCUCCAUCGCCUUUCCAGCAGUUUGGACCAUGUGGUCGCAUUAUGAAAAACUCUGCAAUGGUUAUGCAAAUUCAGGAUCCCGCCAGUCAACGCCUGACCUGGUACAAGCCACCGCUUACUGUGCUGGUCAUCAAGAAGAAGGACUCACAGGUGCUGCUGCCAUUUGUGCAGCUGGUCGAAUGGUUGGUCCAGGAGAAGAAUAUGGUCGUCUGGGUGGAGUCCGCUGUGCUGGAGGACAAGUUGCUCCGCGACGAUGUCAAGCUGGAGCAGGAGAGCGCCAAGUUCCGGCAGGUUCAUGAGUACCAUACUGGAGUUCGUUCCCGUUUUCUGGCGUUACGCGAAAAGUUGGUUACCUUCAAAGAUGGUCGGGAUGAUCUCACCGAUCGCAUUGACUUCAUUGUCUGUCUUGGAGGAGAUGGCACGUUGCUUUAUGCCUCACAGCUGUUCCAGCGAUCGGUGCCACCGGUGAUGGCGUUCUAUCUCGGAUCACUGGGAUUUCUGACACCCUUUCAGUGUGAUAACUUUCAGGAGCAAGUGACCAAUGUGCUGGAAGGUCAUGCGGCUCUCACAUUGCGCAGUCGUCUGCGCUGUGUGAUGCACCGCAAGGGUGAGCGUCGCAAGGAGUCGCUGCAACAGGCGUGCAACGAUCUGUUGAGACCAAAUUUGCAGCGUUCGUACAACUAUUCGGAGUUCAAUGGACCAACUGCCAGCAGUAAUAAUAAUAACAGCAACAACAACAACAGCAUUCUCGUGUUGAACGAGGUCGUCAUCAAUCGUGGACCAUCGCCGUACUUGAGCAAUAUUGACAUAUUCUUGGAUGGCAAAUACAUAACAUCCGUUCAAGGUGAUGGACUGAUUGUGUCCACGCCCACGGGCAGCACAGCUUAUGCGGCAGCAGCUGGUGCCUCAAUGAUCCAUCCCUCAGUGCCAGCGAUUCUGGUUACGCCCAUCUGUCCACAUUCGCUAAGCUUCAGGCCCAUUGUAGUGCCAGCCGGCGUUGAAUUGAAGAUAUCCAUAUCGCCGGAUAGCCGAAAUACAUCGCGUGUUUCAUUUGAUGGCCGCAACGAUCAGGAGCUGAAUCAUGGCGAUAGCCUGCGUGUGACCACAUCCAUUUAUCCGGUACCAAGCAUUUGUGCACAGGAUCAGAUAUCCGAUUGGUUCGAUUCCCUGGCAGAGGGUCUUCAUUGGAAUGUGCGUAAGCGACAAAAGUGCCUCGACGAGCUAUCGGAUUUGACGACAUCCAGUUCCGAGGACACGCUCGAUGAGUUUGACAAUCUUAAAAUCUACGAUGCGUAGUGCUCAACCACAACCACAACAAGCUGUAUACGUCGUGGCUUAUGUGUAGUUGUAGAUUAGUUAUUAGAGAAUGUACAAUUUGUAGACAUGCUACAUAGUUGCUAUCUAGGAAAA
Messenger RNA from Drosophila innubila, 2042 nucleotides. RefSeq names its product NAD kinase-like. The transcript has 5 exons. Gene Ontology annotation, biological process: NAD+ metabolic process; NADP+ biosynthetic process. The record is from RefSeq and is a predicted model, not a curated record. Lineage: Eukaryota; Metazoa; Arthropoda; Insecta; Diptera; Drosophilidae. Gene Ontology annotation, molecular function: NAD+ kinase activity. The coding region runs from base 249 to 1928 and encodes 559 amino acids.